This is a messenger RNA of Daucus carota subsp. sativus, 1617 nucleotides long. RefSeq lists its product as uncharacterized. The record is from RefSeq and is a predicted model, not a curated record. Gene Ontology annotation, cellular component: nucleus; nucleolus. The coding region runs from base 180 to 1415 and encodes 411 amino acids. NCBI's taxonomy places the organism in Eukaryota, Viridiplantae, Streptophyta, Magnoliopsida, Apiales, Apiaceae. The transcript has 14 exons.
CAAAUUUCCUCCGACCAAUGUUAGGGUUUAUUCGACAGGGAAAUACAAAACAGCGUAUCAUCUGAGUAUAUAUCAACCCCAAUUUCAACUUUAAUUGCUAUAUCUUACUCAAAUUUGUUAAUUUCGUCCACAAUUAUAUCGAUUUCUCACUUCACCAAACACCGAUCUGUAAUCUUACCAUGAAACGGGGGCGAGAGGCUGACAGUGAGGAUGAUGUCUUCACAAAAUCAGGCGCGGAAACUCUGGAUUAUGUGGAUAGUGAAGGAGACGGAUCUGAGUUCGAUAGUGAUGGACUGGCAGAUCAUGAGAGUGAUGGAGAUGAAGACAAUGAAGAUGAUGAUAGUAAUGGAGAUGAAGAUGAUGAAAUUAGUGGGGAGGAAGAAGUUGAAGAUGACGAGGAGAUGGAGAACACAGAAAAUGAAAAGAGGAAUAUUGCUGAGGUUGAAGAAGUAGAGAAGGAAUAUAUAGAGCUUCGUCAAGAGGAGCAAGAUCUCUUAAAGAACUUAAGGAGGCACCAAGAUGAAGAUGUUCUGAAAGGCCAAGCAGUAAAAAACCAGAAGGCUUUAUGGGAUAAGACUCUUGAGUUGAGAUUUCUGCUGCAGAAAGCAUUCUCGAAUUCAAAUAGACUUCCACAGGAUCCUAUAAGAUCCUCAUUUUGUGAUUCCUAUAGUGAAACCAGUGAAGCAUAUUCAGACCUUAUAACGACAUCAAAGAAGACCUUGGAUUCUAUACAGAAACUGCAGGAGGCCCUACUUGAGAAGAAUCCAACAAUUACUCAGGGUGCUGAUGGUACUUCUGGAAAAAAUACCAAGCAAUUGAAAGCUUCUGAAAAUUUGAUUGCGGAAGAAGAUCAGGAGUGGUCAAAGAUAUCUGAAAUGCAGUCAAGAAUAGUCUCUUUUAGGAAUAAAUCAGUGGAUAAAUGGCAGAGGAGAACACAGGUGACCACUGGCGCUACUGCAAUUAAAGGAAAAUUGCAAGCCUUUAAUCAGAGUAUCAGUGAUCAAGUUUCUGCUUAUAUGAGGGAUCCUAGUAGGAUGGUCAACGGAAUGCAGCAGAGGAGAUCAGCCAUCGCUAUAUUUGGAACUGAUCCAGAAACCUCUAAUAUCACCAAGGAAGAGGAGGUAAAUGGUGAUCCAGAGCUUCUUGAUGACUCUGAAUUUUAUCAGCAGUUGCUAAAAGAAUUCUUUGAGACAAUUGAUCCAACCUCAUCUGAGGCUGCAUUUUAUGCUUUGAAGAGGAUGCAAACUAAGAAGCGGAAAGUUGUUGAUCAGCGUGCUUCAAAAAGUCGCAAAAUUAGAUACCAUGUUCUUGAAAAGAUUGUCAAUUUUAUGGCUCCUCGGUCCAUGAACCUUCCACCAGUGGCUCCAAAAUUGUUCGAGAAUCUUUUCGGCCUCAAGGUGCAGAAAGCUGCUUGAGCAUUAUCAGACUUUUAUAAAAAUUAAAGCAUAUCCUAGAAAUUGUGGUUUAGUAACACUACAAUAUGUUUUGGAAUAGUACUUGGUAGUUGGCCGCAGUUUGUUUGCCAGGUAAAACAUUUUCUAGGAAAAUGUUCAUGUUUCUCAGAAUUCAAACAGUGGGUGCAGAAAAACCAAAAAUUUUGAAAAGAAAAAUUUAAAA